Messenger RNA from Penicillium macrosclerotiorum, 3663 nucleotides. RefSeq lists its product as uncharacterized. Gene Ontology annotation, molecular function: protein binding. Lineage: Eukaryota; Fungi; Ascomycota; Eurotiomycetes; Eurotiales; Aspergillaceae. The coding region runs from base 1 to 3663 and encodes 1220 amino acids. The transcript has 2 exons. The record is from RefSeq and is a predicted model, not a curated record.
AUGGAAUGUCUCUCCAAGCUCAAAAGACGCUUUGUCCGAACAAAACGACGGUCUGCGGAAAGAGCAGGGGAGAGCAAGCCUCAGGAAAAAGGAACAGGAACAACAACUGAGUCGAACGAGGUGGCUUCCGGGUCUUCCGGUACAUCAUCUACGACCGUGAAAAAUAUCACGACCCACCCCCAGCCCGCUGAGUCCUCCGCUGUUAGUACCAGCUUACCAGAAUCAAACGAGCCACAAGAUCAACAAGUAGGGGCCCAGGGGCCGCAGGUAGAACCACGCGUCAAUCACGAAAUCCGAGCCUAUUUAUGGACCCAAGCAUUUCUUAUUUUCGAGGAGAGAGACGGUAAUCAGGAACUGGUCACAGCCUACAAAAACCAUCUGGUCUCUUUGCAGGAUGGCAGCCCGGCUAGUCUGGAUUUCUCCCAACAAAAUUCCGUCGAAGAAGCUGUGAAGAAUCUGCUCGCCUAUCGAGAGGGAAAGCAAUGGAAAGUCACCAUUCGCAACCACGAUAUCAAAAUACGCUCGCAGGUAGAGAAGCUGGCCGAGUUUCUUCGUUGGUCGGAUCCGCUCGUGAAGAAUGCUCUCAGCCUUCAACCAUACGCAGCGCUUGCCUGGUCGGGCCUUAUAACCAGUGGCGUCACCCAGAACGCAGACAUGCUAGAGGGCUUGAAUUUCAUUGGUGACAUCCAGAUGUACUGGCAAAUCUGCGAGGAUAAUUACCUCAAGUCCGAACAUCGGCGACACUAUGAGCCACUGAUCAAGCCCUUGGCCAAGCUUUACUCCUAUAUCAUUGAGUAUCAAGCUCGAGCUAUACAUCAUCUAGCCAGUGCUCAACUGUCCCGUGCCUGGCAGAAUGUUCAAGGCUCCAACUCCUGGGCCGAAAGGAUCGAAAAGAUUACCAAGAUGGACAAAGAGUACCGCGAUGGCUUUCUCUCGGUUGGUGAACAGUCAGAGAUUCGAGAAAGUAGGAAUAGUCAGCUACAAGAGAUGGAAAAGGCACGAGUCGUCCAAGAAAGCAUUCUGCGGCAAAUGCAAGAAGACAGACAAGAUGAGAAGGAAGCAAGCCUGCUUCAAGCACUAGCCGCCACGGCUGGUGAUUACAAGCGAUACAAAGAUAUCAACCCCGAUAGGGUUCCUGGCACCUGCGAGUGGUUCCUGAACGAUGAAAGGUUUAGCAAUUGGCGUGAUGGCAUUUCCAAUCUCCUCUGGGUCUCAGCAGGCCCUGGACGCGGCAAGUCUGUCUUAUCCCGAUCUCUGAUUGAUGAAGGGCACUUGAGUUCGCUCACCACCAUUUCAAUCCCGCCAUCGAGCACUUCGCAAGAAAUUCAGGUCACUGUCAUUUAUUUCUUCUUCAAGGAAGGCGGUGAUGGCAAUAUGGACGCUAAUCAUGCUCUAUGCGCCCUAUUGCACCAGCUGUUCACCUCCCCGUCCGCUUCAAGUCUGAUUAAAUAUGGACUUCAGAGCCAUAAAGAAAAUGGCAAUUCUCUGACUGCAAAAUUCUCCAACUUGUGGCACAUCUUGCUGAAAUGUAGCGCUGCACCAGAAGCCGGUGAAAUAGUCUGUGUGCUAGAUGCAUUGGAUGAAUGCAAGGAACACAACAGGCUCACGUUCAUCAACACGCUGAAAGAGUUUUAUUGCACAGACCAUCCGCUGCCCACCUCCAAGCUCAAGUUUUUCAUUACAAGUCGUCCAUAUCAUGACUUGGAACACUCGUUUGAGAGCUUCCCAGCCAUUUCAACCUAUCUUCGGCUCGAUGGUGAUGAAAAGAGUGAGCAAAUUGGCCAAGAGAUCAACCUCGUGAUAGACGCUCGGGUGAACAAAGUGACUGAGGGUUUUAAAGAGAGCGAUCGUCGACUUAUCACAGACCGUCUCAAGAGCAUGGAGAACCGCACAUAUCUCUGGCUACAUCUGACACUUGAUAUUAUCGAGAAAGAGCGCACCGAAUACAGCCGAGCUUCGGACGUGGAGAGGCUCUUAUCCCAUCUACCCACCCAAAUUUCCGACGCAUAUGAAAGAAUCUUGAGUCGGAGUACCAACAAAUCACGAACCAAGAUCCUCCUCCAGCUGAUGUUGGCUGCUCAGCAGCCUCUGACCCUUGAUCAGGCAAAUGCGGCCCUAACUCUGGCUCUCCGGGAAUCCAGACCGAAAUCGCUCGAGGCACUUGAAGAUGAAAUGUGGCCAAGAAAACAAUUUAAGAAAAUCGUCACCAAUCUCUGCGGCCUGUUCGUCAGUGUGUACGACUCCAAGCUCUCAUUCAUCCACCAGACAGCUAGGGACUUCCUCAUGAUACCCAAUCAAGGAGGUGAGAAAGGAGCAUGGAAAGGUGACUUCAAUCUACCACAGUCCAACGACACAAUUCUAUGUGUAUGUGUCCAGUACUUAUUGCUUCCCGGCUUGAAAUGGUAUGAUAAUGGCUUGAAAGGGUAUGUUUAUGGCAACGACAGCGACAACGACAGCGACAACGACAGCGACAACGACAGCGACAACGACCAUGACCACGGCAGCGACAAUGACGUUGGCAAUCCCUCUUUUCUGCAGUAUGCGGCUCGAAACUGGCCUUUGCAUCUCGAUCUUCAGAACGACGCGCUUGCUGAGCAGUUCAUCGAGGAUGUGCGCACAUUGUGUGAUCUUUCCAAAUACCCUGCACGCGUCUGGAUAUCCAUUUAUGCCGAAGGUGACCUCAACGAAAACCAGUUGGAGAAAUCCAACAUGAUUUCUGUGGCGAGUGCGCUUGGCAUAACACAGGUCGUCAUGUUGCUGCUCAAUCAAGGAAUAGAUGUCAACUACCGAGAUGAGAAUUACGGUACAACGCUUCAAAUAGCAUCGGCGAACGGCUACGAAGAUAUUUUAAAGAUACUGCUAGCCCGUGGUGCUGAUAUCAACAUUCAAAGUGGCAAGUAUGGUACCGCACUACAGGCAGCAUCGGUAAUGGCCCACAAAGACAUUGUCAAGAUACUACUGGACCAUGGCGCCGAUGUCAACAUUCAAGGGGGCAGGUAUGAUACCGCACUGCAGGCAGCAUCGGUAAAGGACCACAAAGACAUUGUCAAGAUGCUACUGGACCAUGGCGCCGAUGUCAACAUUCAAGGGGGCAGGUAUGAUACCGCACUGCAGGCAGCAUCAGUAAAGGACCACAAAGACAUUGUCAAGAUGCUACUGGACCAUGGCGCCGAUGUCAACAUUCAAGGGGGCAGGUAUGAUACCGCACUGCAGGCAGCAUCGGUAGUAGGACACAAAAACAUUGUCAAGAUACUACUGGACCAUGGCGCCGAUGUCAACAUUCAAGGGGGCAAGUAUGGUACUGCACUGCAGGCGAUAUCAAGUAAUGUGAUGAGAGAAGUGCAGUAUGUUGGCGGUGAAAAGGAUAUCGACAUGCUAAUGUCCCUUAAUGCCGAUGUCUUUAUUCUGAAAACCUGUUAUGCAAUUCCGGCCUCAUCGGUCUGGUAUAAGCAAAAGAUUGUCAAGAUGCUGCUGGAUCAUGGUGCCGAUGUCAAUAUUCAAGGUGGCAUUCAUGGUACAGCGCUUCAGGCAGCGUUGUUCAGAGACAAUCAAAUUACUGUGAAGAUGCUGUUGGACCAUGGUGCCGAUCCCUCUAUCGGUCGAUCACCAAACACACCGCCCGAGGCUGAAUCAAGCGAGGAAAGCAGUAUCAUGGAUUUCUGA